This is a messenger RNA of Sphenostylis stenocarpa, 2076 nucleotides long. The record is from the annotation of a GenBank genome assembly. NCBI's taxonomy places the organism in Eukaryota, Viridiplantae, Streptophyta, Magnoliopsida, Fabales, Fabaceae.
AUGGCUGUGGAAAACCAAAGGGGUCAUUUGGGGGAUGAAGAUGGGGGUAGUGACCGUUUUCCCGUGGGUAUGCGUGUUCUGGCCGUGGAUGACGACCCCAUUUGUCUCAAAGUGUUGGAGACUUUGCUUCGCAAAUGCCAGUAUCAGGUUACUACAACUAAUCAGGCAGUUGAGGCACUGAAAAUGUUGAGGGAAAACAGAAAUAAGUUUGACCUCGUUAUCAGCGAUGUGAAUAUGCCUGACAUGGAUGGAUUUAAGCUCCUUGAGUUGGUGGGACUUGAAAUGGACCUACCUGUCAUCAUGUUGUCAGCACACAGUGAUACAAAGCUGGUGAUGCAGGGUGUUACGCAUGGGGCAUGUGACUAUCUACUGAAACCUGUUCGAAUUGAAGAGCUGAAGAACAUUUGGCAACAUGUAGUCCGUAGAAAGAAUUUUGAUUCCAGGGAUCAGAACAAGGCUUCCAAUGAUGAAAAGGCUCUUAAUACUGCUGGGGAAGGUAGUCCAAGCCUAAGAUCAGAAAACAGUGGUGACCAGAAUAAAAGACUUGGUAAAAAAAGGAAGGACCAAAGUGAGGAAGAAGAAGAUGAUGGGGAAGGGAAUGGAGAUGAUGAUGACCCCUCCGCACAGAAGAAACCUCGUGUUGUUUGGUCUGUCGAGUUGCAUAGAAAAUUUGUUGCUGCUGUUAAUCAACUGGGCCUAGAAAAGGCUGUUCCCAAGAAAAUACUUGACCUGAUGAAUGUUGAAGGGCUUACAAGGGAAAAUGUGGCAAGCCAUCUACAGAAGUAUAGACUAUAUCUGAAAAAGGCAAACCAUCAAGCUAACAUGGUUGCUGCAUUGGGUGGUAGUGAUUCUUACCUACGAAUGGGUUCAAUAGAUGGAUAUGGGGAUUUUUGCACUGCAUCUGGUUCUGGAAGGAUCUCAAACACUACAUUACCAUCAUAUGCAUCUUCUGGAAUUUUCAGUAGACUGAAUUCCCCAGCUGGCUUGAACAUGCGAGGAAUCAGUUCUCCUGCACUUAUCCGGCCUGUUCAGACUCAAAACAUCAACAGCUCCUUAAACACACUUGGAAACAUUCAGCCAUCCAUUUUUUCUGCAAAUCAGAGCUCAAGUUUGUUACAGGGCAUUCCGACAUCAAUUGAGCUUAACCAAUCUAAGCAAAGCAACUGUUCAACUGGAGUAUCGCAGCUAAAUCAAGUUGAUUCAAGUGGAUUUGCAGUUGCCUCUGGCUUCCCAGACAGUAGGGCUACAGUUAAUGGUCCAAACAAUUCUCUACCAUGUGUCUCAAAUAAUCAUCUGAUUUUACAAGGAAAUCCACAGCAAACACAGAGCCCAGGAGCAUUUCGAAAUCAGUCUUCUGUUAGAGCAGCUUCCUUGAGUGCAGAAUCUUUUGGCAUAUGUGGUUCUUCUAAUAUGUUGGAUUACAAUCGGUGUAAUGAAAACUGGCAGAAUGCAGCUCAGUUGUCCAAAUUUCAGGCCAUUUCCUUGCCACUGUGUGAGGCUUUCAGCAAUGACCAACUGUCUCCCACUAGCAUCAAUAUUUCCAACUCAGGUACACAUAUUGGCAACACUCCGGUUGAUUUUUCUUCCAGAAUGGCAAUGUCUGUUCCUUUGGAGGAUGGCAGAAAUGAGAUCCGUUGCCAAGAAGGCUUGAUUGGAAAUAUUAUACAGCCUUCAAGCUAUGCACCACAACAAAGGUGGGAAGAACAGAAAUUGGAUUAUAAUCAAAACCUGAGUCGACCCUUCAAUCCUGUAAAUUCACAUGCUUCUUCCAGUGCAGCAACAAGUUCUAUGGGGCAUGGCUUAAAUCAAAAUAAUGCAAUUUGUAGCAAUAGAAUUGAUGCAUCUUUGGUUGGCCCGUGCACUGAAGUUGGGAAAUUCUCUUCUGACAUUCAACUGAAGUCGAAUGAAGCCUACAUUUUGGAACAAUUAAAGUCCCAAGAAGGAUUUAUGCAGAAUACUUUUGGGACCUUGGAUGACAUAAUGGGUGCAAUAGUCAAAAGGGAGCAAAAUGAGUUGACAUUGUUGGAUGGAGAAAUAGGAUUUGAUGCCUCCUACCCUGUUGGAUCAUGCAACUGA